This is a messenger RNA of Zingiber officinale, 897 nucleotides long. RefSeq lists its product as uncharacterized. The coding region runs from base 118 to 891 and encodes 257 amino acids. NCBI's taxonomy places the organism in Eukaryota, Viridiplantae, Streptophyta, Magnoliopsida, Zingiberales, Zingiberaceae. The transcript has a single exon. The record is from RefSeq and is a predicted model, not a curated record.
UCUCCACGUUCUCCGUUCCAUCCCUCGUUUUCAACCUCCCGAACUUAAUUCUACAGCUUUCGACCGGCUUCUUCUCCCUCUCCUUCUUAUUCCUCUCUCUUUCGAUUGCAUCGGUUGAUGUGGCCGGCGUGGGGAAAAGUCCACCUCCCUCCGCGCGGCGGCGCUAUCACGUCCCCCUCGCCGCCCCCGAAAUCUUCAUUUCUCAUCCGCUCCUCUUCCCUCAAGGAUAUUCUCUCCCUCCUCGACGAUUACGAAGCCGUCGAUCGUAACCCCUCCACCGCCUCCUCCCGCUCUUCCUCGCCCCAGCCUCCGCCGCCCCCACCGCCGCUCGUCCACCACCACCGCCCGGCCUCCGCCGCCCUCCGUUCUUGGUGCUCUCCGCAGGAGCAGGACCCGUUCGGCCUCCCCCCCGGCGAGGAGAAGCGUGUCAUCCUCUACUACACCUCCCUCCGCGUCGUCCGCCGCACCUUCGAGGAUAGCUCCGCCGUACGCGCCAUCCUCCGAGGCCUCCGCGUCGCCGUCGACGAGCGCGACGUCUCCAUGGACGCCGCCUUCCUGCGGGAACUGAGGGCCGUACUCGGCGGCUGCCCGAAGCCCGUCGGCGUCCCGCAGGUGUUCAUCGGGGGCCGUCACAUCGGAGGCGCGGAGGAGCUCCGGCGGCUCCACGAGGCCGGCGACCUGAGGCGGUACGUGGAGGGGGUGGCUCAGGCGCCGCCCGGAACCUGCGAGUGGUGCGGCGACAUCGGCUUCGUGAUGUGCCGGAGAUGUAGCGGUUCGCGGCGGUACUACUCCAAGAAGGGCGGCGCCGGCGGGGGUUUCCGGGCGUGCACCGCGUGCAAUGAGAACGGGAUCGUCCGGUGCACCCGGUGCUCUCCCCCCACCGCCGUCUGAUCGCAU